This is a messenger RNA of Thlaspi arvense, 1260 nucleotides long. Lineage: Eukaryota; Viridiplantae; Streptophyta; Magnoliopsida; Brassicales; Brassicaceae. The record is from the annotation of a GenBank genome assembly.
AGAAAGGGAGAGAGAGGAAGAGAAAUGGCUAAUCUUCGUCUAAUAAGCACUCUAAUCACAGUUUUUAUUUACUUACUUUCGGGCAAUAUCAUCAUAUCGUCAGAGAUCCCUAAUAUCGUUUUACCCAAAUCCUUAAACCUCACCCUCAUCACCGAUCCUCCCACCAUCUCCGCCGCCUCUCACGAUUUCGGAAACAUCACCACCGUGACUCCCGGUGGCGUUCUCUGCCCUUCCUCCUCCGCCGAGAUAUCCCGUCUCCUCCGCUACGCCGCCAAUGGAGACAGGAUGUUCCAAGUGGCGGCUCGGGGCCAAGGUCACUCCUUAAACGGCCAAGCCUCCGUCUCUGGCGGAGUAAUCAUCAACAUGACGUGUCUCGCUGACGUGGUGGUUUCAGAAGACAAGAAGUAUGCUGAUGUGGCGGCAGGGACGUUAUGGGUGGAUGUACUGAAGGAAACGGCGGAGAAAGGCGUUUCGCCGGUCUCUUGGACGGAUUAUUUGCACAUCAGCGUCGGAGGAACGCUGUCGAACGCUGGAAUCGGCGGUCAAGUGUUUAGAAACGGUCCUCAAAUUAGUAACGUCCUUGAGUUGGACGUUAUAACUGGGAAAGGUGAAAUGUUAGUAUGCUCGCCACAGCAAAACCCAGAAUUGUUCUAUGGAGUUUUAGGAGGUUUGGGUCAAUUUGGAAUAAUAACAAGAGCCAGAAUUAUUUUGAACCAUGCACCUAAAAGGGUGAAAUGGUUUCAAAUGCUGUACAGUGACUUCACAGCUUUUACAGAGGACCAAGAACGUUUGAUAUCAAUGGCCAAUGAUAUUGGAGUUGACUAUUUAGAAGGUCAACUAAUGAUGUCCAACGGCAUCGUAGACACCUCGUUUUUCCCACCGUCCGAUCAAUCUAAAGUCGCUGAUUUAGUGAAGAUGCACGGUAUCAUCUAUGUUAUCGAAGUAGCCAAGUAUUAUGAUGAUCCCUCACAUCCCAGCAUUGUCCAGGUGAUUGACAAGUUGACUAAAACCCUAAAGUGCCUUCCCGGGUUCAUAUCAAUGCACGACGUGCCCUACUUCGAUUUCUUGGACCGUGUACGAGCCGAAGAAGAUAAACUAAGAUCUUUGGGUUUAUGGGAAGUUCCUCAUCCAUGGCUUAACCUUCAUGUCCCUAAAACUCAGAUUCUCGAUUUCCAUAACGGUGUUAUCAAAGACAUUCUUCUUAAGCAGAAAUCGGCUUCUGGACUUGCUCUCAUAUAUCCCACAAACCUAAAUAAGUAA